AUGUCUAGUAAAGUCCCAGUGCAUAGGCUUCCUCCGUUGCCCAGGUUGAAGGUAAAAAAACCCAUUAUUCAACAGGAAACUAACAAAUGCUUGGUGCUGAUGUCAAAUCUAUUGCAGUGCUGGUCUUCCAACGGCCACAUGAGUCCCGUAUGUGAAAACUUGGUGAAAGAUUUGAAAGUUUGCUCUGCUGAAAGUGCCAUGGGCAAAAAAGCAGGUGUUCAGAAGAGUAACAUCAAUUAUCAUGCGGCCAGACUUUAUGACCGGGUUUCUGGUAAACCUCACGACUGA
This is a messenger RNA of Lachancea meyersii CBS 8951, 288 nucleotides long. The record is from the annotation of a GenBank genome assembly. Lineage: Eukaryota; Fungi; Ascomycota; Saccharomycetes; Saccharomycetales; Saccharomycetaceae.